AUGACUACUCUCCUCCUACUGGCCUGCCUGUCAAUGGCCUUACCGUACACCGUCUGUGGUGAGCCGGUAAAUCCAUUUAAUCUCCUGAAAGAUCGAGUGGACUGUGUGGAAAAGCAGCUGGGCAAGAUUGUAACCCCGGAGGAGGACUUCAGUGCAACAAACGCAAAACUGAAGUUGCAGGUAGCAAGAGUAGACACACUGAGGCAAGAGAAUGAAGCUCUAGAGCAGCAGCAGCUGGAUGGACAAAGAGUGUUGGUGGCCAGGCUCAAUGCCACGAAGACAGAGCUGGAAGCUGAAGUACAGGAGCUGAAGAGAGACAACAGAGUAAAUGUGGCGUUGAAAGGAGUGGCCGCUCAGUCAUCUCUAUAUGGAAUCGGUGUAGCUUCAAAUGCCAUUGAUGGGACCAGAGAACCUGAAUAUAACAAACAAUCCUGCAGCCACACUCAGGAUGACACCAACCCCUGGUGGAGAGUGGACCUUCUGGGUGUGUACAGAGUGAAAGCUAUCAAUAUCAGCACUAUGCACUGCUGUGCUGAGAGACUUAAUGGUGCUGAGAUUCACAUCGGAAACUCACUGGAGAACAACGGCAUCAACAACCCCAGAUGUGAUGUCAUCUCCCAAAUACCAACAGGGGAGACCCACACCUUCCAGUGUAAUGAGAUGAAGGGUCGCUAUGUUGUUGUGGUCAUCCCUGGCAGGAAGGAGUAUCUCCAUCUGUGUGAGGUGGAAGUACAUGCGGACGGACUCAGCGGCUUGGAAGCUAAACUGAACUCUCUAGAGCACCAACAGCUGGAUGGACAGCGAGUGUGGGGGGCCAGGCUCGAUGACACAUACCCAAACACCUCUCUUCCCUCCACCCCUCCUUCCAUUACUCCCCCAUCUUGUAAACAUUUCAAAUUCAUACACUGUCAGAUGAUUAAGAGAAACGUGGCAUUGAAAGGAGUGGCCACCCAGUCAUCACUGUAUGGGGAUGGCCAGGCUAACAAUGUCAUUGAUGGCAACAGAGAAUCAAACUAUCACAAAAUAUCCUGCACACACACUGAACAGGAGACCAACCCCUGGUGGAGAGUGGACAGAUCCAGCAGGUCCAGAGUGACAGCUGUCACCUUCACCAACAGAGGAGAUGUUGUUCCUGAGAGACUUGAUGGUGCUGAGAUCUGCAUCGGUAACUCACUGGAGAACACUGGCAUCAACAACCUCAGAUGUGUUGUCAUCCACCACAUCCCAGCAGGAGAGACCUACACCUUCCAGUGUAAUGAGAUGGAGGGUCAGUAUGUUGUUGUGGUCAUCCCUGGACAGAACAAGAUUCUCACUCUGUGUGAGGUGGAAGUUUACGGCCUUCCUGCAGGUAAUCAUCUGUAACUGUCGUCGCUCUUCAGAUUUAUUACCAAGGUAUCAUCAGGGUUUCUACUACGUCACAUGCGAUGUGUUCAGUAAUUACAUCACAGGAUCCAUCUUGUUGUGAAAUAAGUAGGACAAGUGUUGUUGCCAAAGUUAGAAUAAACUCACUGCCACUCAAUAAAAAAUAAAAAUAAAUUAUAGCUUUUUCUACCUAGACAAUUUUUGCUAUUAUUUUAAUUUUUUCGUAUAAGUGUGUCCUGUAUUCAUGAUGUCCCCAUUGGCCCGAUACUUCCCCAACAAGUUACACCCACAUCAAACUACACCCCCAAGCCAACUCAAGUUUGGUUCCUGUCAUGGCCGCCAGCAUUUCUUGAGGUGCAAGCCAAAAAACAUGGCCGAAUCCGCUGUUGCAGUUCCCCUUCAACCUUUAUCUAGUUGUUUCCUAGACGUCUCCUGGUUCUGUAUGUUUAUAGUGUUCUAUGUGUGUUUUCUUUCUUUCCCACUUCUCAGCUAUAAUGCUCUCUUUUUGAGUGUGGGUUCCUUAUACUUUAUCUUGCUUUAUCUUGGCCAGGUCGCAGUUGUAAAUGAGACCUUGUUCUCAACCCGCAUACCUGGUAAAAUAAAGGUGAAAAAAAUUUGAACACACUUUUUACAUGGCUAUUGUUGUAUGUAUUGUACUAUUUACAGUAGAAUUUGUAUUCCUAUAUGAUAGUGUGACAUCUACUGGCCUUUUCAGGUACUUCAGAUUACUCAACCAGGUGUCUGUAAUUAUCAAUAAACUAAUCAAAUGUAUUUAUAAAGCCCUUUUCACAUCAGCCGAUGUAAACAACACAUCUGCCAUGCUGAUCCUCAACACUGCCAUGCUGAUCCUCAACACAUGGUCCCCUCAGGGACGUGUGCUUCAUCCCCUCCUGUACUCCUUCACCCAUGACUGUGUAGUGGAGCGAGUUCGAGAGCUUCAAGUUCCUU
Molecule: messenger RNA, 2310 nt
Organism: Oncorhynchus kisutch (coho salmon)
Lineage: Eukaryota; Metazoa; Chordata; Actinopteri; Salmoniformes; Salmonidae
Exons: 8
Coding region: 1-1362 (453 amino acids)
Source: RefSeq, a predicted model, not a curated record